ACACGGUGAAAGAUGACGCUCUGUACCGUUUCCGCCAGUAAUGUGAGUUGUUUUAUCAUGAAAACCUCGACUGAUUUUUUCGGGGUCGUCUGGAGUUUGUCCUGGAAGCCUGUGAAAACUAAAUUGUGCCUCAUGCUGCGCGAUCGCAAGUCCAAAAUGUUUUCUUACAUGGUUUUAUUUUCCGUGACGACGGAGGUGAGUUGAAUGGUAAGUGCUUGUACGGAGUCCUUUAAAAGGUUAUUUUCUUAUCGAGUGUGUCGAUCUGGUCUUGGCUGAACUCUAAGCUGGAAUCCAGUCCGGUGAGUUUUUUAUUUUUGAUCGAGAGCAAAAUGUCGCUUAGCUCGGUGCAGCAGGACGGUUCGGGUGAUGCGGACGGUGUCGCACUCGGGCUGAAAGGUGAAUCGGGACGAGGUCUGUUGGAGGUCGGAGUGAAGUUACCUUUACAUUUACUUUUUUGUGUUGUGAUCUGGUUCGUUGCUGUUCACGGUGCAGCAGAAUGUGUCGUAGUGCGCGUCGAGAUGAUCGUAUAUGAUACAUGGUUGUAUUAUAUCAUAAUCCGGUUUUGAAACGGAGAAAAAAGAUGAAACGAGAGAAGUGUGGAAGGGGAGAAAAAAAACGAGAGAAAACAAAACGAAAUGAAACACAAUGUUGUAGGUAUUUUCACCUGGAGUUGUUUACAAUCUAGCACGAGGAAGUCGCCAUCUCAGAUGACCUGGGCCACAAGAAAAACUUGUUUACAGGGUUUAUUAUUUAUGCAUUUAAACAAAUCUAUUCAUUUUCGUUCUCAUUGUUUUCUCUGGUAUAAACGUUGCCUUCAGGAUCGAUCGGAUGCCUUAAACAUAUCUUACAUUAUACAUUAACUGUAAAUUACUCAUCGACUCUAAUUAUUACAUUUCGGUUUUCUUUUCUAUUUAAUUCUUUUUACUCUUAAGUCUAUCCACGUUAUUAUUAUUAUUAUUAUUAUAUUACACUAAACUAAUGUAAUAUAUUAUUACAUAUACAAUAUAAUGUAAAAUUAUUGUUAUAUUACAGUAAACUAUGACAUUAUUUUGCUCCUUUCAUUAAGUUCCUAAGUUUGCCAGCAGGAGGCGAUGGGCGGAGAGACGGAGAGUCCCAGAGACGGAGGAUGGGGAUGGAUGAUCGUCGCCACUUCCUUCGUUACGAUGAUCUGCACUCGCUCUGUCUCCAGGUGUGUGUCGAUCUUCUUUGUGGAGUUUCAGAUGCACUUCUCCACAGAUUACUCCACAACGUCCUGGAUUAUCUCCCUGCUGGAAUGUACCACUAUGCUGUUUGCUCCUCUAGGUAGUUACGUUGGAAACCGCUUGUCCACUAGAGUGGCAGUGAUGACCGGAGGAUUUUUAUCUUCUGUUGGACUUGCCCUCAGUUGCUUUGCCCCCAGUGUGCAGUUCCUGUAUAUAUCUGUGGGAAUUCUCACAGGUUUGGGUUUUGCCCUCAGUUUCACACCAGCAGUGGCAAUUGUAGGAACCUAUUUCACUGAGCGGAAGGCUUUGGCGUACGGAAUUGCCAUGUCUGGAAGAGGCAUUGGAAAUUUCAUCCUUCCUCCUCUGAUUCAGCACCUCAUCAACCUGUACUCCUGGACGGGGGCUCUUCUUAUCUUAGGGGGUCUUGUUUCAAACUUGUGUGUCUGUGGGUCUCUUAUGAGGCCUCUAAUGGACCAAAGUGAAGCUGACCCAAAGCUAGUGACCCCAAAGCUACCCCACUCACAGCUUCUUGUGGUGUCUUCUGAAGGUUCUGGAUUGCUGAUCAAGCAGUCAAGGAAAAGGACAAAACCGAAAUGCUGUCUCUUUCCACAAUCAUCUGGCAAGCACAGCUUCCUGUUCACGCCUGACUUCCUGAUGCUUGCUGCAUCCUUCCUCUUCCUGGCAUUUGGCUGCACUGUGCCGUUCAUCUACCUGGUGCCGUAUUCUCUCAGUGUGGACAUCGGCCAUCAUCAGGCCGUCCUCCUAAUGUCCAUCCUAGGAGUUAUGGGGAUUGUAGGUAAUAUUGCUUUUGGAUGGAUCUCAGACAGGAAGUGUUUGAGGACGAUCCGUGAAGUCACUUUCCUGAUUGCAGUGGGGUUCGAGGGACUCAGUUGUCUCUUCAUGCCCUUGUUAAGGAGUUUUCCCACACUCGUGAUCUUCUCCGUCGUCUACGGCUUUUUCGACGGGGCCAUCAUGGCGCUCAUCCCUGUGGUCACCUGUCAUAUUGUAGGCUCCGCCCACUUGUCCUCAGCUCUGGGUGUGGUUGGCUUCUUGCAUGCCAUUCCAUACCUCAUCGGCCCACCAAUAGCAGGUUGGCUGUUGGAUCAGUCAGGCUCCUACACAGCACUCCUCCUCCUCAGUGGACUCUCACUGCUCUGUAGUGCUUUCAUCCUGAUUGCUCUGGCUUUACUGCGUCACUGCUGUAGGGGGCGCUCUGUCACACAGCAUGACCGACACCAGGCAUAAAGACACUUACACAAUGCAACGCCAUUAAAAUCCCCGGAGAAUUUCCCUGUCUGACCAUCUCUGUCGAUCUGUCUCUUUCUGUCUGUCUCUAUACCUGUCUGCCUGUCCAGAUGAGUGUGUAAUAAUAAAGGAUAUAUGUUGAUGAGUGCUUAUUUAUCUAGUUAGCAGGUAUGCUAUUAGCUAGUGACAACAGUGCAGUGCACUAGUCAUGAGGUUGUUAUGAAGUUCUCCAUCACAAACCAUACUAUGCAGUUCAACAUAAAAACUAGCCUGUUAUUCUAAAAUAUAGUAAUAAAUAUGACACCAGUUAAUAAUAAUUAUAAACUAGCAGUGUGCAUCUGUACAUGUGUGUUGUAUUAUAUUGUAUAGCAGUGUUUAAUAUAGCACUUUAUAACAGUCAACAGAAUA
Messenger RNA from Tachysurus fulvidraco (yellow catfish), 2855 nucleotides. RefSeq names its product solute carrier family 16 member 12a (gene slc16a12a). The record is from RefSeq and is a predicted model, not a curated record. Gene Ontology annotation, molecular function: monocarboxylic acid transmembrane transporter activity. Bases 1092 to 2447 code for a protein of 451 amino acids. Gene Ontology annotation, biological process: monocarboxylic acid transport; transmembrane transport. The transcript is spliced from 7 exons. Lineage: Eukaryota; Metazoa; Chordata; Actinopteri; Siluriformes; Bagridae.